ACGGAUAACGAUUCGUUUUUUCAGUUUUCGAUUUUGUGUUUAAAUGAAAAAUGGACAAAACGGAUAACGACCGUUUCCCGUUUUGUCCAAUUUUGAUACUUAAGCAAUUUGCGUGAACCGGAAAUGAAACUUUACUAGGCGCAUAGACACACGCGUAUAUUGACAAGGAGGACGCGCAAAACAAACUUAAUGGCCGCUGGACUUGAGGAUCAUCAUCAUAUAAUUAAACAGCUUUUUGAGGAUGGAAAAACGCAUGCUGAGAUUUCUAAUACGCUGCGGCAGUUGGGUAUUAAGAGAUCCUCGGAAAUGUCGGUGAGAAGAUUCUGUAUUCAACACCAACUCCGGCGUAAAAGACAUGUAUCAGACGCAGAACUGGAAACUGCUGUCCUGUCAUCAAUACAUAAGACAGGUCCAACUUAUGGACGAAAAUUCAUGACAGGAUACCUGUCAUCUGUGGGAGUUAAAGCAGGUGAAUCUCGAGUAGGAAGGAUUCUUAGAGAAGUUCACCAACCAUAUUAUGAGCUGCGUUGCCAGGGAGCACGUAACCUAAAUCCAGUUCCCUACCAUGCCGAAUACAUGGGUCACAAACUGCAUCUAGACCAAAAUGAGAAGCUGGGAAUGUUUGGAGUGACACAUGUCUUAGCUAUUGAUGGUUUCAGCAGCAAAAUUGUUGCUGUAUCCACAAUGCCAGUGAAAAACAACCUUAUUAUUUAUGAGGAAGUAUACAGGAAAGCAGUUGCUAACAACGGAUUAUGGGACCAAAUCAGAGUCGAUCAUGGCAGGGAGUUUUAUUUGACUCUGUACAUGCAAGAAAAGCUGUCUCAACACAGACAUAACAUCAAUAGGCUUCCUUACGUGCAGACAACCUCUUCAAAGAACCUUCGAGUGGAAAGAAUUUGGCCAGAGGUCAACAAUCGGGUGAACUAUCCCGUAAAACAGGCCCUGGUCCACCUGCUGGAUCAGGAAUUACUUGAUAUGCAGGAUAGUAUUACAAAAUUUUGUGUCUCCAAUCUGGCAUGUCAAGUGAGUGAGAUAGGACUUGGCAGAGUUGUGCAGUCCUGGAAUGCCCAUAGGAUACCAGGCAGAGGGAUACCAAACGAACUUGCAGCUUCUAGUUGCGCAACAAGAAUUCCCACAGAGCUGCUGCCCAAUGCUGCUGAGGCAGCACACAUGUACGAGGAAGAGCUAGGGUCCUCCCUGACUUGGGUGUCUGCCUUUGGCUCUGACCCAUUUUUAUCAGAGCAAGACCGAUCUCAUGCUGAGCAUGUGUUUGGAGAGAGGUUUCCAGACAUGUCUGUUCUUUUUGAAACAGUGGUUAACAAUGACUAUAGAAUGUUUCAGGAGGCAUUGUUGUACCUUUUAAGUGUCUCUGGAAGACAUGCAAGAUAAAUAUAGGUGGGAGUAUAUCUAACUAUGUAUAUGCAUAAUGUAUACGUACAGUGGUUUUAUAAGAAAUUUAAGCUAAAUUGCAAAUGAAUAAAUCUGAUUUUUUUUCAGAACAA
This is a messenger RNA of Boleophthalmus pectinirostris (great blue-spotted mudskipper), 1502 nucleotides long. RefSeq lists its product as uncharacterized. The transcript has 6 exons. Bases 190 to 1389 code for a protein of 399 amino acids. The record is from RefSeq and is a predicted model, not a curated record. Lineage: Eukaryota; Metazoa; Chordata; Actinopteri; Gobiiformes; Gobiidae.